AUGACUAUCACAUACAACUGGUGGAAACACGCAACUAUCUAUCAAAUCUGGCCAGCAUCCUAUAAGGAUUCCAAUGGUGAUGGUGUUGGAGAUAUUCCUGGGAUUAUUUCCACUUUAGACUACCUCAAAGAUCUCGGCGUUGAUAUUAUUUGGUUAAGUCCAAUGUAUAUGAGUCCAUUUGAUGACUGUGGUUACGAUAUUUCUGAUUAUAAUCAAAUUCAUCCUCAAUUUGGUAGUUUACAAGAUAUGCAAGAUUUAAUUGAUGGUUGUCAUCAAAGAGACAUGAAGAUCAUUUGUGAUUUGGUUAUCAAUCAUACUUCUUCAGAACACGAAUGGUUCAAGGAAUCAAGAUCUUCUAAAACUAAUCCAAAGAGAGAUUGGUAUAUUUGGAAACAACCAAAAUAUGAUGAAAAUGGAAACAGACAACCACCAAACAACUGGAUGUCUCACUUUUCUGGUUCUGCUUGGCAAUUCGAUGAAUUAACUGGUGAAUAUUACUUGAAACUUUUUGCCAACUCUCAACCUGAUUUAAAUUGGGAAAAUGAGGAAGUUAGAAAUACAAUCUAUGAAACUGCCUUAAAAUUCUGGUUUGAACGUGGUGUUGAUGGGUUCAGAAUUGAUACAGCUGGUAUGUAUUCUAAAGAUCAAGAUUUCCCUGAUGCUCCAAUUGUCUUUAAAGAUCAAUAUUACCAACCAAGUGGAUUAUACACCAACAAUGGUCCAAGAAUCCACGAAUUCCACAAGGAAAUGUAUGAGAAGGUUACGUCCAAAUAUGAUGUUAUGACUGUUGGUGAAGUUGGACACUGUACUAGAGAGCAAGCUUUGAAAUAUGUUAGUGCUUCUGAAAACGAAAUGAAUAUGUUGUUCUUAUUCGAUCUUGUUGAUUUAGGAUCCGAUGAUGGUGAUAGAUUCAGAUACGAAGGUUGGACUUUAGACGAGCUCAAAAAGGCCGUUGAAAAUCAAUGUAAGUUCUUCGAAGGCUCUGAUGGUUGGUCAACUGUAUUCAUUGAAAACCAUGAUCAACCAAGAUCAGUUUCAAGAUUUGGUCAUACAAAAUAUGCUGAAAAGAGUGGUAAAUUAAUUUCUAUGUUGCAAACCACAUUGACUGGUACUCUUUUUAUUUAUCAAGGUCAAGAAAUUGGUAUGACCAAUUUACCUAGAUCUUGGUCAAUUGAAGAAUAUAAGGAUAUUAAUACCAUCAAUUACUACAAGGCUUUCAAGGAAAAGUAUGGUAAUGAACCAGAUUUCAAAGAAAGAGAAACCAAACUUCUCGAUCUUAUCAGUCUCUUAGCCAGAGACCAUUCCAGAUCUCCAGUCCAAUGGGACGAUUCUGCUUUUGGUGGGUUUUCAACUGUUGAACCUUGGACUAGAGUUAAUGACAACUAUGAAGAGAUCAAUGUUAAAUCUCAACUUGAAAACGAUAAUUCUCUUUUGAACUUCUGGAAGAAAUCAUUGAAGGUAAGAAAAGAACACAAAGAUUUGUUUAUCUAUGGUAAUUUCAAGGUUUUGGAUUAUGAUAAUAAGAAUACAUUCACCUUCGUGAAAGAAUUACAAGACAGUCAUUCUCCAAAGGCUUACGUUGUGCUCAAUUUCUCUACAGAUUCCAUCAACUUUGAGAAAUUGAUUGAUGGUGAAUUUUCUUUAAUUCAUUCAAAUGUUUCUAAACAUGAAAUCGAUCACGAUGUCUUAACUCCUUAUGAAGGUCGUAUUUAUAUCGUUGAUUAA
Messenger RNA from Hemisphaericaspora subhashii, 1725 nucleotides. RefSeq lists its product as uncharacterized. Bases 1 to 1725 code for a protein of 574 amino acids. NCBI's taxonomy places the organism in Eukaryota, Fungi, Ascomycota, Pichiomycetes, Serinales, Debaryomycetaceae. The transcript has a single exon. Gene Ontology annotation, biological process: oligosaccharide catabolic process. Gene Ontology annotation, molecular function: alpha-amylase activity. The record is from RefSeq and is a predicted model, not a curated record.